ACUGGCUGUCACACAGCAGCGGUUCCAGCACGAGAGAGCAACGGCAAUAAUCCGCUUUCCACGGCGGUCCCCCCCCACACUGCUCCGUGUACAUCCCCGCAGACAUGGCUGUGGAUGUGUCGAUGCCUCCCACCCUCUAGCUGUGCGCCCCCCGUGCUGCCCCCGGCCCGUGGCCCGUCCCGCUGCCGACCUGAAAGCUGUUGUUAGUGCUUUUUUUUUUUGUGUGUGUGUGUGUGUUUUUUUUUUAACCCAACGCCGUGUAGCAGAGAGGGGGGCAGAAGAGACGGAGCGGCGGAGACAGGCACGGCGCCGUCGUGGUAGAGGAAAGGGCCGUUGCAGGAUACCGGGCAACUGGAGCGGCUUUUUGUGCGCGCUCCAUCAUGGCCAGCGACUCUCCGGCUCGGAGUCUGGACGAAAUCGACCUGUCCGCUCUGAGGGAUCCUGCUGGAAUCUUUGAGCUGGUUGAGCUGGUGGGAAAUGGCACCUAUGGGCAGGUGUACAAGGGGCGCCAUGUUAAGACAGGCCAACUGGCAGCCAUCAAGGUCAUGGAUGUCACCGGGGAUGAGGAAGAGGAGAUUAAAGCAGAAAUUAACAUGCUGAAGAAAUACAGUCACCAUCGGAACAUCGCCACCUACUAUGGAGCGUUCAUCAAGAAGAACCCCCCGGGCAUAGAUGACCAGCUAUGGCUCGUCAUGGAAUUCUGUGGAGCCGGCUCGGUGACCGACUUGAUCAAGAACACAAAGGGAAACUCUCUGAAAGAGGAGUGGACUGCUUACAUCUGCCGGGAGAUUCUCAGGGGUCUGACUCAUCUCCAUCAGCACAAGGUCAUCCACAGAGACAUCAAGGGACAGAACGUCCUGCUGACUGAGAACGCAGAGGUCAAACUAGUGGACUUUGGCGUGUCAGCCCAGUUGGACAGAACCGUGGGGAGGAGGAACACGUUCAUCGGGACGCCGUACUGGAUGGCGCCGGAGGUCAUCGCCUGCGACGAGAACCCCGAGGCCACGUAUGACUUCAAGAGCGAUUUAUGGUCCCUGGGAAUCACAGCAAUAGAGAUGGCUGAAGGAGCACCACCGCUGUGCGAUAUGCACCCGAUGAGAGCCCUCUUCCUCAUCCCGCGCAAUCCCGCCCCCAGACUCAAGUCAAAGAAGUGGUCCAAGAAGUUCCAGUCGUUCAUAGAGAGCUGUCUGGUCAAGAGCCACAGCCAGCGACCCAGCACCGAGCAGCUCCUCAAACACCCGUUCAUCAGAGAGCUGCCCAACGAGAGGCAGAUCCGCAUCCAGCUGAAGGACCACAUCGACCGCACCAAGAAGAAGAGAGGAGAGAGGGAUGAGACAGAGUACGAGUACAGCGGCAGCGAAGAGGAGGAUGAAGAAAGGGAAAUGGGUGAACCAAGCUCCAUCAUCAACGUCCCCGGAGAGUCGACCCUGAGGCGGGACUUCCUGCGCCUGCAGCUGGCCAAUAAGGAGCGAUCGGAAGCGCAGCGGCGCCAGCAGCAGCAGCAGCUGGAGCAGCAGCAGAAUGAGGAGCACAAGCGCCUGCUGUUGGCUGAGAGACAGAAACGCAUCGAGGAACAGAAGGAGCAGAGAAGGCGGCUGGAGGAGCAGCAGCAGCGAGAGCGAGAGCUCAGGAAGCAGCAUGAGAGGGAACAGAGGAGGCGCUAUGAGGAAAUGGAGCAGCUCCGUAGAGAGGAGGAGAGGAGGCAUUCGGAGAGAGAACAGGAGUAUAUUCGUAGACAGCUGGAAGAGGAACAGAGGCAGUUAGAGAUUCUCCAGCAGCAGCUACUACAAGAACAGGCGUUACUGAUGGAGUACAAACGUAAGCAGAUAGAGGAGCAGCGGCAGGCAGAGCGGCUGCAGAGGCAACUCCAGCAGGAGAGAGCCUACCUCGUGUCUCUACAGCAGCAGCAGCAGCAGGAGGGAAGGCAGGCAGAGAAGAAACCGCUUUACCACUACAAAGACAUCAACAAUCCUAGUGACAAACCUGCCUGGGCUAAAGAAGUGGAGGAGCGAUCUAAGCUGAACAGACAGAGCUCCCCAGCAAUGCAGCACAAAGUGGCCAACCGUAUCUCCGACCCCUCCCUCCCUCCCCGCUCCGAGUCCUUCAGCAGUGUGGGCAUGCAGCCCGCCCGCACCCCACCCACCCACCGCUCCAUCGAACCACAGAUGGCCCACCUUAUUCCAGUGAAGACCCACUCCGCCUCUAUGUCCGGCUCGCAGUCUCUGCAGGACCAGACGGGCUCGGCUCUGAGUGAGGGGCUCAGCGUGGGCUCCCCCAGGCCCGAGAUGCCCCGGCAGAACUCAGACCCCACUUCUGACACCCCCGGGCCGCCGCAGCGCACCGCGGGCAGAGAUGAGCGUGAACGGGAUAGAGACAAGGAUCGGGACAGGACCGCCUGGCUGAGAGAGGAGGACCUCCCACCCAAGGUCCCUCAGAGAACCACUUCCAUCUCCCCAGCCCUGGUCAGGAAGAACUCCCCUAAUGGAGGAGUGGGCCUGGGACCUCGCACAGCUUCUCACCUCAUACGGGCCAGUAACCCAGACCUGCGGCGCUCCGAGCUCUCGCUGGACGCCAUGCUGCAAAGAACUUCGUCCAACUCAUCAUCCUCGUCCUCCCCUUCGUCUCAGGGAGGCUCAGCCGAGAGGAGAGGUCAAGUCAAAUCGGAUGAAUCCCCUCCAGGACCCAAUCAGGAGGCAAAGUCCAAACAGGAGGAGGGCCGUGAAUCCGCCAGACCCAGCAGACCUGCAAGCUAUAAGAAAGCCAUAGAUGAGGAGGAGCUGGACCUAAGUGCAUUGGCUAAGGAACUGAGAGAAUUGAGGGUGGAGGAGGGCAGCAGACCCCCAGUCAAGGUGACAGACUACUCGUCCUCGAGUGAAGGUUCAGAGAGCAGCGAUGAGGACGGGGAGACAGUGGGACACGAUGGGACCGUUGCUGUUAGCGACAUCCCCCGCAUCAUGCCAGCAGCGAAAAGCAGCGGUGAGACGUAUGGAGGGCUGACAGAGGACUCUCUGGGAGAUGCCUAUAAUAGCUCCAAGGAUGGCACUCUAGUGAUGAGAGAGGCAGAGGAGAGGAGGAGAGGGAGCCACAGCGAGAGUAAUGGGUUCGGGAAUCACAGUAACCACGGUAACCUCCCUGACCUGGUGCAGCAGAGCAACUCUCCCUCAGCAACACCCGCCUCAGCUUUGCAGGAACUGGGCAACAUGGCUGAGUUCGGUCUGGGUGGGUCCAAAUCAUCCUUCACCCCAUUCGUUGAUCCCCGUGUCUAUCAAACCUCCCCGAGUGAAAACGAUGACGAAACGUCCCCCGAAGCCAUGUUCUCCAGCGAGCUGCUGAGGCAGGAGCAGGCCAGACUAAACGAAGCCCGAAAGAUCUCGGUGGUCAACGUCAACCCCACUAACAUCCGACCCCACAGCGACACGCCGGAGAUCCGCAAAUACAAGAAACGCUUCAACUCGGAGAUCCUGUGUGCUGCACUCUGGGGCGUGAACCUGCUGGUGGGGACAGAGAACGGUCUCAUGCUACUAGACCGAAGUGGACAGGGAAAAGUCUAUAACCUGAUCACCAGGCGGCGCUUCCUGCAGAUGGACGUGCUGGAGGGGCUCAAUGUGCUGGUCACCAUAUCUGGGAAAAAGAAUAAGUUGCGUGUCUACUACUUGUCCUGGCUGAGGAACAGAAUAUUACACAACGACCCAGAAGUCGAGAAGAAGCAGGGCUGGAUUACAGUUGGGGAGCUGGAGGGCUGUGUGCAUUAUAAAGUUGUCAAAUACGAGAGGAUUAAGUUCCUUGUGAUUGCGCUAAAGAACUCUGUGGAAAUCUAUGCCUGGGCUCCUAAACCCUACCACAAGUUCAUGGCCUUCAAGUCCUUCACCGAGCUGCAGCACCGUCCCCAGCUGGUUGACCUGACGGUGGAGGAAGGUCAGAGGUUAAAGGUCAUCUACGGCUCCAGCGUGGGCUUCCAUGUCAUUGACGUGGACUCGGGCAACCCUUACGACAUCUACAUCCCCUCGCAUUGUGCCAAACCGAUGAAGAUCCAGAGCCAGGUGACGCCCCAUGCCAUCGUGGUGCUCCCUAAAACUGAUGGAAUGGAGAUGCUGCUGUGUUACGAGGACGAGGGCGUCUACGUCAACACCUACGGGCGGAUCACCAAGGACGUGGUGCUACAGUGGGGAGAGAUGCCUACCUCCGUUGCCUACAUCCACUCAAAUCAAAUCAUGGGCUGGGGGGAGAAAGCCAUAGAGAUCCGCUCUGUAGAGACCGGUCAUCUGGAUGGAGUCUUUAUGCACAAGAGAGCCCAGAGACUCAAAUUCCUUUGUGAGCGCAACGACAAGGUAUUCUUUGCUUCGGUGCGCUCAGGAGGAAGCAGCCAGGUGUUCUUCAUGACCCUCAACAGAAGCUCUAUGAUGAACUGGUGAGGGCUCUUCCCACGCUCCGCCCCGCCCCGCCUCACCCUCCCGUCGGCCCGCCCGGCCUCACGCCUCCGGCCCGCGGCACCUCUCACAAAACCGGACCGGAUCACAAGUGAACUAUUAACACUCGAGAGACUAAAAACCGCGUAGGACAAGAGUAAAAAAAUUAGCGUAGGAAAAAAAAAAAAAGGAGGAGAUCUUUUCUAAGCGAAGAGCCACGGCGCCCUGGAUCACGUUGGGUCACGCAGAAGCCGCCGUCUCUCAACUGACUGGCGAACUGGUGCCACUGACUUUCCAAAUAUUCUCUUCCUCUGUCUGUAACUGCAUUCAAGUGUUGAAAGCUGUAGAAAUGCACCCUGCCUCCACCUAUCUCUGCUCUUCUUCCCUUAGCCCCACCCGUCCUUAAUCCUCUACUACUUCCUGGUGGAUCUUGUCAUCACUCUUUUAAAUUCUUUGACAGCCCCCGUGCUCCGUUUUCCUCCCUUCCAGUCGGCCAUAUGUGGGCUUCUUAAUGGAGAUCUUACACCUCGGAGGUGAAAGGAAAAGCUGAAUAUGAUUUUAAUAUAAAUUCUAAUUUUUACAUUCAGAGAUGACAGGGCCGCUGAGGGAUGACAGGUCCAUUCUGGGUGUCGGCAGGGAAAGCAGAGAGCCUGAUUGAUGUUUUCAUUCUUCUUCGUCAACUCCCCUUCACCUGCUCCACUUCCUCUUCUCGCCUUCAUUUCGGGUCCCGGGUAAACUGAAUUGUGAUUAUUGUUGGAUCGCAUUUUGCUGAUGGAGCCGCGUUGAGACAAUCCGCUGUCACAGGUGGGGCGUCACAGUAUGCAAAGAUGGUGUCUGUGUCCCUUUAAAACAAAAUCACUGGCCCGUCGUUUCGCCGCCAUCUCCCUCUUUUCACUCUCACGUCUUUAAACUCUGAAGGUGCUGCAUCAGAUAUACUGUAAUAUUAAAUAUGAGAGCGUCAUUCGCUUCAGUCUUUUUUCUUUUUUUCCUGUUUUCUUUUUCUGUGACCGAGUCAGUCGGUCUUUGAAGUGUGACGAAAUGUACAGCACAUCCGUGUUUCUGAAAUCAGGAGGGUAUGUUAAUGUGUGUGUGUGUGUGUGUGUGUUUGACUUGGUGUUGAAAUGAGUCCCAUUCCAAUCAAAGUGGUACAUUAAAAUCAAUGUCCAAAAAAAAAAGGAGUCACGUAAUUCAGUCUCUGUGCGUGAACUUUUAGUUGAAUGCGAUCAAAGCAGCGUUGAGUGUGUUUACCUGCAGAUUUAUAAUAUUGUCUUUAGUAUGAACUUUAUGAGUUGGUGUGUCUGAACGUCAAGCAUUUAAAGAUUUGCAAUAUAAGCGGUCGGUCUUUGUUUUUAGUUUUUUUAAAGUAUUUUGCUUUUUCCACAGUAUUUUUUGGGCUGUUCACAAAUGCAGCCAUGCUGCUGUGAGGGAUAUAAAGACACUUAUCCUGAAUUAAACCUCACCAGAACAUGAGCUGCAAUCCCAAAUACUGUAUGCAUGUGAAACAUCUCAUUUUCGAAAGCUGUGGUGUCUUUUUGAAUCAUGCUCUUCCCUGAUUGGUUCUUCUGAAUUUCGUCUCCUUCCUGUUUGUAUAGUGCCUAGCAUGAUGUAAGCAAAACAAAAGUGGAGGUCAAAAGACUAUUGUUCAUUAAUACUUUUUUCUUUAUGGUUAAUUGACACAGUUUUUAUUCAUGUUUGUGUUAUUAUUUCCCUAACACAUUUCUGAUAUAGGUUAAUAUAGGCCUGCCAUGUUGGCCUGUGGUUAACAAACGAAAGGUCACAACAUUGACUCACUGAAUUACAACGAAUUUUUUUCUGUCAAAUUUGAAAUUUCGUUUUUAAUCGAUUUCACAUUUUCAAGGACUUUGAACACGUCCACUCAGUAGCUGCUCCUGCACAGCUGCAAGUAAGGAUCACAGAUCUCUGUUAGGGGCAAGCAGGCUAACAUUUUAGCAAUAAAGAGCGGAGCUGAAGAAAACCACUGUCUUCCCUGUGCGUGUGGCAUGCAAUUGUGUGUAUGAUUAAUGAGAAAGUGUGAAUGGGGCACUAUUAUUAUUGUUAUUAUUAUGUUUUUUCCAUCACAGAAUUCCCUCUUCCCAUUGGGAAAGGCUGACGGUCAUUACACUGAGGACUCUCCUUUCAAAGACGAAACCACUGUAUUCUUAAUUAGGUCUAUUUCUUGUUUUCUUCAUUUUGAAAGAGCAUUACUAAUGUCCUGUUUGGAGAUUUACUUGUUUUGUAAAAGAGCCACUGUAAGAGAGAAAUAAAAAAAACUAGCGCUUAA
Molecule: messenger RNA, 6687 nt
Organism: Gasterosteus aculeatus aculeatus (three-spined stickleback)
Lineage: Eukaryota; Metazoa; Chordata; Actinopteri; Perciformes; Gasterosteidae
Source: RefSeq, a predicted model, not a curated record